AUGGCCCUCCACAUGCCAGAGCCCACGGUCCCGCCGCUGCCGCUUCUCGAUUACAAAGUCCUCUCUUUUGACGUCUACGGCAGUCUAAUCGAAUAUAAAGCCCACAUUCUGGACUCGUUUCAACCCCUCCUCUCUCGUCUCCCGCCUUCAUCACCGUUUCUCAAUUCCACCCCAUUGACCACGACGGUUCCUGACUCCGCCUCCGUGGGCUCUAUUGAGUUUCUGAAGCUGUUUCAACGCCAGGAAGACGCCAUUAAGCUUGAGAAGCCCGUGAAACGAUUCGAUGAAAUUCUAGCCGAGAUAUGGAGGCGGAUCGCCACGGAACUGGGUGUUCAAAGCAGCGACGACGAAGCAAGAACAUUUGGAAGCGAGGCUGUGAUUUCCGCCUGGCCGACGUUUCCGGGAACUCUGGAUGCAUUGAAACGAUUAAGCAAGCACUACAAACUUGUGGCGCUUUCGAAUAUUGAUCACUUUGCCUGGGAAAUCACUGCACACUCGACCGCAAGUCGCCUCGGAGAAGUGAGCUGGUGGAAAGUCUUCACUGCAGAGGAUUUCGGCGACGACGCGACUCGCGCGGAUGAGGCGAAACUGGAGACUCUGAUCCAGUAUUGCACCGACCACGGCGUGAAGAAAGAAGAGAUGCUUCAUGUUGCACAGAGCCUUGGUCACGACCAGGCCCCUGCAAAGAGGUUAGGAUUAAGUUCUGUGUGGUUGAUUGGGGAUGGGCCCAGAUGGGGAAAGGAGACAGAGAGUAAAAUGGCACUGGAAAAGCGGUUGGUCGGAUACGCGUGGAGGUUUCGGAAUCUGAAGGAGUUUGCGGAUGAGGUCGAUAGGGUGGCCAGGGGGUAA
Messenger RNA from Cladophialophora psammophila CBS 110553, 849 nucleotides. RefSeq lists its product as uncharacterized. The transcript has a single exon. Lineage: Eukaryota; Fungi; Ascomycota; Eurotiomycetes; Chaetothyriales; Herpotrichiellaceae. The record is from RefSeq and is a predicted model, not a curated record. The coding region runs from base 1 to 849 and encodes 282 amino acids.